AUGACCUUCACCCCCUACGACGGGCUUGGAGACCCAAAGAAGUUCCACGAAAAAUUCCGAUCAAUAAUUAUCGUUAACGGUGCAUCUGAUCUUGUUUUAUAUCGUUGCUUUCCAAAUUAUUUAGACGGUCCUGCAAUUGACUGGCUUUGUACUUUGCCUACAAGUUCUAUCUCACGAUUUCAGGAACAUGCCAAGCAAUUUGAUGAUCAUUUUGCUAGAUCUGCUAUUUAUCUUCAUGAUUCAGAUUAUCUGAAUACAAUCAAGCAAGGACAGAAUGAGAGCCUGAAAGACUACAUGACCCGCUUCACGAAGGUCGCAAUAUGCAUACCAGACCUCCACCCUGAGGUCCAUCUGCAUGCCAUCAAUAGUGGACUUCGACCAGGGAAGUUCGAAGAGACCAUCGCGGUAGCCAAGCCAAAAACUCUUGCCGACUUUUGCAAAAAGGCCAAGGAACAAAUCGAUAUCGAAGAGCUUAGACAUGCUCGGAAAGCUGAUAAAACAUACUACAGGGAUGAGGACAAGAUGCAAAACAGUAAGAAAAGUUUUAAACUAACUCCUCGGUUUGAAUCUUACACACAGUUCAACACAAAACGAGAGGAUAUCAUCAAAGAAAUCCUGAACUCAAAAUUUAUCAAACCAUCAAGGAAGGCCGACACCUAUCAAGAUACCAAGAACGUAGAUAAGUCCAAAUACUGUAUUUUCCACCAGAAGCAUGGCCAUACCACUAACGAAUGUGUAGUCGCAAAAGACCUUUUAGAGCGGCUAGCUCGACAAGGUCAUCUUGACAAGUACAUUACCGGCUACAUGCAGAAACAUGCACCAUCCUCCACUGGAAACACUUCGUCAAAACAACAAUAUAGGGGAAAGGAGAAGGCGUCUUCAACCCAGUAUGAACAACCCUGA
Arachis stenosperma is the source of this 903-nucleotide messenger RNA. RefSeq lists its product as uncharacterized. NCBI's taxonomy places the organism in Eukaryota, Viridiplantae, Streptophyta, Magnoliopsida, Fabales, Fabaceae. Bases 1 to 903 code for a protein of 300 amino acids. The record is from RefSeq and is a predicted model, not a curated record. The transcript has a single exon.